Penicillium odoratum is the source of this 1332-nucleotide messenger RNA. Its product is annotated as MFS monocarboxylate transporter. Bases 1 to 1332 code for a protein of 443 amino acids. The record is from RefSeq and is a predicted model, not a curated record. Gene Ontology annotation, cellular component: fungal-type vacuole membrane. Gene Ontology annotation, biological process: transmembrane transport. The transcript is spliced from 2 exons. Gene Ontology annotation, molecular function: transmembrane transporter activity. Lineage: Eukaryota; Fungi; Ascomycota; Eurotiomycetes; Eurotiales; Aspergillaceae.
AUGGAUACUGAACGAUCUUCAACAAAUUCAAGCACCUGCCGGGACAAAGACUCACUGUCAUGUAGUGCCCUACCUGAUACAGAUAAAGCUCCCCUGGAAGAUGAUCUGCCCCCUGUCGAUGGCGGUUUCCACGCGUGGAUGUUUUUGGCGGCGUCCACCAUGAUCGAGGCAUUGGUUUGGGGGUUUGCGUUCUCGUUUGGUGUUUUUGAGAGCUAUUAUCGUGAUAGUGAGUUACUCAAGGGAUCUAAUAUGGUGGCUGUUAUUGGGACUUGUGCGACAGGCGUCGCAUAUCUAAGCUGUCCCGUGGUUAUCGUCGUCAUGAUCCUUCUCCCCGGCUACGCUCGAUGGUUCUCAACGGCAGGCAUGAUAAUAAUGUGUUUAUCGCUCGCCCUGGGAUCCUUUUCCACGAACAUCACACACCUCGUGCUAUCCCAGGGAAUUGGCUUCGGAAUCGGUGGCUGUAUCGCAUACAGCCCAUCCAUUAUGUUUAUGUCGGAAUGGUUCGACAAGCGCAGAGGUCUCGCAUUCGGAAUGGUCUGGGCUGGCUCGGGCGUGUCGGGAAUACUGUUCCCGCUGCUAUUGGGAAAGUUAUUGAAUCGUUUCGGAUUCCAGACAACGCUGAGGAUUUGUUCGGUCCUCUUGUUUGUGCUCGCUGCUCCGUUUUUGUACUUUCACAGACCUCGACUUCCGAUUUCGAAGAAAAUUGCUCACCAUCGACUUAACGCACGGUUUCUGCGGCAUCCCGUUUUUGUUAUUUAUCAGGCCUCGAAUGUCCUAGAGGCUUUUGGGUUCUUCUUGCCCGCUAUCUACCUUCCGACCUUUGCGCGCUCGAUUGGGGCUUCGGAAUUGCUUGCCUCUUUGACUGUCACAGCUCUCAACUUGGCAUCAGUCUUUGGUAGUAUAUCGAUGGGACACUUGUCUGAUCGCUGUCAUGCUGUGAUCUGCAUAUCGAUAUCUUCAAUUGGGACGGUGCUUUCCAUUUUCUUGCUGUGGGGAUUCUCCACCAAUAUCGCAGUGCUGAUGGUGUUCUCUGUUGCAUAUGGAAUCUUUGCUGGAAGUUACUCAGCGGCAUGGUCAGGAAUGAUUCGCGAUAUCCAACAUGUGGAUACUAGCUCGGACGCCACUAUAGUCUUUUCUGUCAUUGCAUUUGGACGGGGAAUUGGGAAUGUUGUGAGUGGACCGUUCAGCGAGUUUUUGCUCCGUGUGGAUAACUGGACAGGGCAUGCAGUGGGAGCAUAUGGCACUGAAUUUGGGCUGCUUGUUGUUUGUACAGGCCUUACUGCGUUGACAAGUGGAAUGUGUUUACUUGCACGCUUUUUCAAAUGUAUAUAA